This is a messenger RNA of Magallana angulata, 1335 nucleotides long. RefSeq names its product vascular cell adhesion protein 1-like. Gene Ontology annotation, biological process: cell-cell adhesion. Lineage: Eukaryota; Metazoa; Mollusca; Bivalvia; Ostreida; Ostreidae. The coding region runs from base 199 to 1320 and encodes 373 amino acids. Gene Ontology annotation, cellular component: cell-cell junction. The record is from RefSeq and is a predicted model, not a curated record. Gene Ontology annotation, molecular function: cell adhesion molecule binding. The transcript has 6 exons.
AUUCAGGUUGUUCUGUGUAUCUGCUAGGGGUGUAUGGUUACCAGGAACGCGAGUGCAUGGUUUGAAUUCUGUGGAUUCCUUUACUAACAGAAACCAAUUUGGUCAAUUUUCGUAAAUUUGGAACCUUAACUAUUGGUCAAGGGCCAGCGUUUUGUAUAGAGAUUGAAAUGGAAUGAAACGACUCGGAGCACUCUGUAGAUGGUGAAAAUGAUUUCAAUUAGUUUCGACAGGAUCGGGACAGUGGCCGUCAGACAGGGUUUCUCACUACGCCUCACUCUGUUCAUGGUAUUCGUUUCGUUGUUUCCAGAGAUUCGCACUCAAACAUCCCUUCCUGGAAAUCCAAUACUCAGCAUAAUCGAUGCCAAAAACGAGGGCGAUACUGUGACCUUGACAUGUACGUCGUACGGAGGUAACCCCCUGCCCACCGUUCGGUGGUACAAAAAUACUCAGCUGGUGGACCCCGGAAGCAGUCCAAACGGAAAUGGAGACGGUGUGUUCACGGUAGGCUCCACCACCGCCACCUAUAACAACUAUACUUUCCAAGUGUCAAGGUCGGAUAAUGCUGUAUCUUAUAUCUGCAAGGUCAACAGUUCCUUACUGACAUCUGAACUCACGCGCUCGCUGAGGAUAGAAGUAUACGUUCCAGCGGAUAACCCCAUCAUCAGUGGUCCAACUGCUGCAACAGCGCUUGAUGCAAAUAAAAAUUACAACCACACAUGCACUGCUGCUAACGGCUACCCAGUGGUAAACAUAGUAUGGAGACUUGGAACGUCUUUCGGAACUUCUCAAGAUCUUUCACAGGGAGUGUCAGGUCGGACAUUCCGGAUCUCAGAGAGCACGACUACGAAUUCGGAUAGCACAUUGACCAAAGUGAGCGUGCUGAGCUGGACCCCCAUCACUGCUGAUAACGGGAAUAUACUGUUCUGUGUGACGACCCAACUCACAGCGCCAGGGGGAUCCGUACCAAACAUCACAAAAUCGACCAACGUUCUCAUCUCUGUCCAACAAAUUCCAAUCCUUCGGAUUCUGAAUACCAGUUACACUAUUGAAGUAGGGCAAGCAGUGACGUUAGGGUGUAGAAUCGUGUCAGCAUUGCCGCCCGCGACGAGGGUCUCCUGGAGCAGAUUUGUCAAUGGCGUGUACAGUCUAGUGGCCAUUGAUAAUGUCCGGUACUUUGGAUCCACCGUUAGUAAUCCUAAUUUGACAAUUACAAACGUAGCUCUCAGCGAUGCAACCACCUAUCAGUGUUCGGCAACAAACAACGCGGGCACGGGGAACAGCGGUAUGACGUUACUCACCGUCACCGGAAGUUCACAUUGAUUCAUUAUAACUUGU